AUGACAAGAGGAAAUCAAAGAGAUUUAGCACGAGCUAAGAAUCAGAAAAAACAAACCGAAUUAGCCAAGAAGAAAAGUAGCGCAGAUAAAAAGGGAAUGACAUUCGAGCAACGCAAACACAGGGAUGCUAAGCUGAUGCGUGAAAAACAAAGAAAAAAAGAGCAAGAAGAUGCCGCAGCCUCUGGUAACAGUUAUUUCAACAAAACACAAAUAUUUUCGAGAAGAAUGCUUGUGAAAAAAAAUAGAACUAACUUACUUACUACACGACUAACAUUAUUAUGA
This is a messenger RNA of Ctenocephalides felis (cat flea), 282 nucleotides long. RefSeq names its product putative SERF-like protein. Lineage: Eukaryota; Metazoa; Arthropoda; Insecta; Siphonaptera; Pulicidae. The record is from RefSeq and is a predicted model, not a curated record. Gene Ontology annotation, cellular component: cytosol. The transcript has a single exon. The coding region runs from base 1 to 282 and encodes 93 amino acids.